Molecule: messenger RNA, 1286 nt
Organism: Haliotis rubra (blacklip abalone)
Lineage: Eukaryota; Metazoa; Mollusca; Gastropoda; Lepetellida; Haliotidae
Product: MAM and LDL-receptor class A domain-containing protein 1-like
Exons: 6
Coding region: 462-1286 (274 amino acids)
Cellular component (GO): membrane
Source: RefSeq, a predicted model, not a curated record
AUUAAUAACUCACGGAGGAAAGAAUUGUCCUGUGCUGUUGCGGGGUUGUGAAGAUGUUCAUGCGUGUCAAAACGAGGCCGUGUGUGUUCCUGUUCUUCUGGAUGAAGCUAAAAAUCUCCAUGGCUAUACGUGUUCCUGUGCCCAUGGCUACAUUGGCAAGGUCUGUGACACAACUACGAUGAUGACGUUGUCGACGUCAAGCUUCAUCAGGAAGACCUAUACUUCCGGGUUCAACCUCACAAUGAGGUUCAGGACAGCACAGUCUAAUACGAUUUUGCUUUACAAUCGGGUUGGAAACGCAUUCGUCAGCGUUGAGAUCGCAAAUGGCUCUCUGUAUCUGGUAUCAGGCGAUUCUGCUGGCUACAAUGACACCCAAGAAGCUCUGACAUCACUUCCGCUUAGUGACUCGCACUGGCACAGCCUCAGUUUGGUGUACAACAGUAACACCACCCCUAACCCUGAUGGACCCUCUAUGUAACACGACUGAAGAUUGCAUCUUAUCCUCUCCCGGUCCCACUUCCGCUAGUUCACUAAGAGAGAAUUUCAUUGGUCAGGUUCCUGUGACUCCAUGGAAACAGGGUACAUUGUCCAAACUCGAUUUUGAUGGCUGCGUGGAAGAUGUCUUUUUCAACACUGAUGUACUCAUUCCUGACAAUUACGGUGUGGCCGAGUUCCAUGGCAUCAGCAUGGGUUGCCCAGCAUGCCUGAGUGGGACGUGUAAAGGCUUUGCCCAGUGCCAGCCUCGUGGAACUAGAGGCUUUCGGUGCGUCUGUACCUCGGGAACAAACAACGGUGUAUGUCUCAGUGAUAACGGAGUGACGUGUAAUUUUGAUGCUGGUAUGUGUGGAUGGGUCCAGUCAACUCAGGAUCAAUUUGACUGGACCAGGUACCAAGGAACGACGAGUUCUUCUGACACCGGACCAUCGGGUGAUCACACAUCGGGAUCAGGAGCAUAUAUGUACACUGAAGCAUCCAGUCCGCGAUCCCAAGGUGACACUGCUUCACUCAUCUCUCCACAAUUCGACGUCAACAGCGAUAUGUGUUUCCGGUUCUACGCGAACAUGAACGGGAACUCGAUGGGCUCUUUGCAGGUUUUUUUGAAGAGUACAGUGGCAGGAAGACCACUAUCUUCUCGCAAAGUGGAAACCAGGGUGCAAGCUGGUUCCCCUGUUGUUCCCAGCCUGCCGCAACAUAACAGCGUGCGUAUUGAAAUCAAGGGCACCGUCGGCACUGGCCUCUACAGCGACAUGGCCAUCGACGACGUCGACCUCCUCUCUAGCAGCUGA